Sporisorium graminicola is the source of this 4983-nucleotide messenger RNA. RefSeq lists its product as uncharacterized. Gene Ontology annotation, biological process: fatty acid catabolic process; triglyceride biosynthetic process. Gene Ontology annotation, cellular component: nucleus. Gene Ontology annotation, molecular function: phosphatidate phosphatase activity. The transcript has a single exon. The record is from RefSeq and is a predicted model, not a curated record. Bases 1 to 4983 code for a protein of 1660 amino acids. Lineage: Eukaryota; Fungi; Basidiomycota; Ustilaginomycetes; Ustilaginales; Ustilaginaceae.
AUGCAGUACGUCGGAAAGUUCGUCUCCACGGUGUACAACACCAUCACACCCAACAUCAACCCUGCCACCCUCAGCGGUGCCAUCGAUGUCAUCGUCGUAGAGCGUACCGUCAAUGUCGAGGAGCAGGUCGAGGUCGAUGCACAGGGCAACGUGCUUUCGGAGUCCGAGCAGGGCAAGCUACCCGAACACGAGCGCAAGUACAAGACAGUCAAGCGUCAGACCACCGAGCUCGCUAGCACCCCCUUCCACGUCCGUUUCGGCAAGAUGAGCGUACUUCGUCCCGGUGAGAGGAAGGUGACGCUCCAUCUCAACAACUCCACCGACCCCCUUCCCUUUGCUAUGAAGGUCAGCGACUCGGGCGAGGCUUUCUUCGUACUCGAGAUUGAUGACGAGGACGAGCGAAACAACAUCCCCGACGAUCUCGUCACCAGCCCCAUUCUCAGUGCAGCGUCGAGCCCCAUCACCUCGCCAGAAGACGGUGGCGACGCAGAUACUGAUGCCGCGUCAGCCGAAGUGGAGCCUCUCGAGCUUGGAGAUGCCGAACAGCUUCCAGCAUCCUCAUUUGAUUCUGAUGCCGUCGCUGUAGAACAAGACCAGCACAUCAACUCCUCUGACAAGCUGGAGCAGAACAAGCAGAGCGGCCAACCCGAUGACCAGGGCGACCUGAACGUGCCUCACGACUCAACCAAGACUGGCUCCGGCGCCGCCGCAGGCUCCGACUCGCUCCUCAACAAGGUCGGCUCAGCAGCCUCCAAAGCAAGCGGCGUUCUCGGCGCUGCAGGCAGAGCCGUCAUGAGCGGCAGCAACCCUCGGCUCGAUAAGACUGCUGAAAGGGCGCAGCACUCCGAUGGCACCGACAACAUGACAGGCGCCCCCGUCGACCAAGAUCGCGGCGAUGCGCAUCACUACGAGCCUGAACAAGGCGGUCCGCAGGGCAAGGAGCGGCAAGAGGCGCAAGAUGAGGCAACGGGGUCUUCGACCCAAGGGCAGCUUCAGAACGAAACCGAAAGGCUCGAGGCUGAGCUUCAACAGAAAGCGAUGGAGGUGGUCGAGGACGAGGUACUAAGCGAGCACGACAACGAGAGCAUUCUCAGCAUCGAUUCGGCCGAAGAGGCCUAUCCGGCUCCGUUCGGUGCGAGUGGUGAUGCGGCAAAAAAGAGCAAGACCAAGUCGGUCGCAUCCAGUCGUCACUCUGAGUAUCUCGGCGGAAAGCGUCUCAAGCCUGUGCCCAUUGGUGAUGGCAACAGAACUCUUGAUCCUGCUAUGACCGACGCUUCGACCCACAUCUACAGACACGAGCAGCGACAGCAACAGCGGAAGAGCAGCGGAGACGUUGACGAGGAUUUCGACGAAGACACAGCAGUAGACGACGACGACGACGACGACGACGACGACGAGCAUGACCACCACAGCGACGACGAAAUCAUCGGAACGGUCAAGGUCAAGCAGCGUAAGGAGGAUCUUCAGUACAUGCUCGACAUGGACGGAUACAAGAUGACUCCGGACGGCGAAGAUCUGGCCUAUCGAGAGGGACAUCGUUUCGCUGACGAGAUGCCUCUCGGACGGCGUCAUGGUGGCAAUGGACGCCAUGGACACCCAGACCGCCUCAACGGACCGGGACAUCAGCACAAGGUCUCGCUUCCAGGCUCCUCUACUACUGCGAUGCGACGCGGUUCGGGCUCGCGCUCCCACCGACCCAGCUUCUCGGUCGAUUACCGUACCCAUCGUUCCUCCCACUCCCAGAGCCGAGAGCGCGAGGCGCGUCGAGAAAGUCUGGACGACACGGCCGCCGCCAACCUCUCCAAGUUCAACUCGCAGUAUGGCUCCCCACAUCUCGGUGGUGUCCCCGUGCAGAGUGGCCAUCAGGAUGAGAUUGAGCUUUCUCGCGAUCUGGCACGGCUCGCUCGAAUGAACAGAGUCUCAGAGGCGGAUCCGCAUGCAAGGGGUCGACGCCAGCCAAAAGGUCCUGAGUCGCUCCGUCGACACGCUUCGCUCCACAAUCGCCACAAACAAAGAGACCCCAAAUCGCGAGCAGAAAACAGGCGCAGUGGCACCGGUUCCAAGUCGCGCCACACGCACGAGUUUUCGCUCUCAGACACCGAAGCCGAAGUGCCGCGAGCCAAGUCGACCUCGGGACACAAUUCGAUCGACACCUCGACUGACAGGCCGACUGCGUCUUAUGCGGUGGGCGAAGUGGUCUCGAGCCUGCGAGAUCUGCGAUUGCCAAGUGAAGAGGCGCCCCCAGUCUAUCUGGACGACACGAGCGCAGCGCAUCUUGGCCUCUCCAGCAAUAGUCGCUGGCAAUGGGCUGAUCCUGCCGGCAACUCGGCCGCGUCCACGCCGACAGGCCCGCCGAAUGUGCGCCGACGCACGCGCUUUGCGAGCAGCGACGGCUACGAAGCUGCUCGAUCGCCCGAUGCUUCGGCGCUGGAAGCACUGCGACGCCAUACCGAAGAAGGUGAGGUGGCGGGCAAGCUGACCAGUUCUGAGUCCAAGCCGUAUACUUUCCUGCUGCAGCUGGAAGACUCGUCGCACUCCUUUGAGCUGAGUCUCUGCUACAGCGACUCCUUUGGCCAAAACCAAGAAGCGGACGAGUACAAGUUCCUCGAGAAUCGCGUCUCCUUUGAGCGUUUCGCGCACGACCAGGAUGUGGUGAAUGACGAACGACUCGUCAUUCGAUAUCACGAUCGAUUUUUGACUUGGGAGAAUGCGUCUGCCGUGCUGGCCACAUUGUCGCUGUACCGCCGCACACUCUCGGGGAGCUCUGCGACCAACUUGGACGAAGAGGCGGAUGACGCUGAGGCUUCGUCGAGAUCGAGCUAUUGGUCGCGCUGGUUCAAGAGGAGCAGUAAGAGCAUUCCAGACCUCAAGCAGGCAGCUGACGCCCAGACUACGGCCACAGACGAGGUGGAAGGUGUGACGCAGACAAAGAGGGCUACUCCUGCCGGCGACGACACGAUGCUGGAAAGAUCCAACACGGACUCAGUGCUGCUGGAGGCGGACAAGGCGGAGGCGGAAAAGCUGGCAAAGGAGGCGGCGGCUAAGGCGGCGGCUGCGGCUGCGGCUGCCGCAGCUCAGAAGAGAGCGGGCAAGACGUAUGCAAAGACGUUGCGUCUGACCUCGGAGCAGCUCAAGUCGCUCAACCUGCGCAAGGGGUCCAACAGCAUCACCUUUUCCGUCACCUCUUCGUACUCGGGUGUCGCCACAUGUUCGGCACGUAUCUUUUUGUGGGAGUCGAACCACAAGAUUGUCGUUUCCGACAUUGACGGUACCAUUACGAAGUCGGACGCGCUCGGCCAUGUGUUUACCAUGAUUGGGCGAGACUGGACACACAUCGGUGUGGCCAAGCUGUACACGGAUAUCGCGCGAAACGGCUACCGUAUCAUGUAUCUCACCUCGAGGGCGAUUGGUCAAGCCGACUCGACGAGGGAUUACCUCAAGGGCAUCCGACAGAACGGCUAUCAACUACCCGACGGUCCGGUGAUCAUGUCGCCGGAUCGCCUGAUUGCCAGUCUGCACAGGGAGGUGAUUCUGAGGAAGCCCGAGGUAUUCAAGAUGGCGUGUCUGCGUGACAUUGCGAGACUGUUCGGUGCGGAUCCGAGGACGGCACAAUCUCAGCCCGGUGGAGAUAUUAAGAAUUCGAAUGCGGAGGAGAAGGAGAACGUGCAGAAGGAUACUGGUAUGGAUGAGAGUCCUGGUGGCGGCGCUGCUACUGCUGCCGGCUCUGUGUCCGCCGAUUUCAGCCAACUACAGGAGGAGUCGGCGACGUCGGAUGCCAACAGCGUCAGGUCGGGGCGACUGAGCCCUACACCUUCCACCAUGUCUUCGCCCACGCUGGCGUCCAUCGCCCCACUUGACCCGCAGCCGCCGGUCAAGAAGGAAGAGCACCCAACGCCGUUCUACGCCGGGUUCGGCAAUCGUAUCACCGACGCGCUGUCGUACCGCAGUGUCAACAUCCCUUCUUCGCGCAUCUUUACCAUCGAUACGAACGGUGAAGUGAAGAUGGAGCUGCUCGAAUUGGCGGGAUACAAGUCUUCGUACAUCCACAUGACGGAUUUGGUGGACCAAAUGUUCCCGCCGAUCACGGCCAAGGAGGAGAUGGAGCCGAGGAAGCCCGAGUACAACGACUUCAACUACUGGAGGCCAGCGAUUGUGGAGAUCGAGCUACCUGGGGAUGACGAGUUGUUGGGGUCGCCGCCGGUAAGUCCGGCGCUGUCGGCGAGGUCGGGCAGAAGUUUGAGGAGCGUGAGGAGUGCGACAUCGGACUCGGUGGCCAACUUUGUGGGGGCGGGUGUGGCCGGGGAUGGGAGAGGUGCAUGUUCGGACAAGGCGGCGGGAGCGGGGACGGCGGCAGAGGACAAGCCUGGGCGAUUGUCGCGAUUCGGAUUGGGCUCGCUGGGGUUGUCGAGGAAAGGAUCGCAGUCCAGCGCCAGUGGACGACCGGAACACGCCAACACGGUCGGCCCAGAGCUGAGCACCGAGGCGAGGGACCGCAAGACCAGAGCCACGUCUGCCGAGCCCGCACUCGAAACGGGCAUGACGGCAUCACCGAGUGGGUCGUCCUGGACUGCACCCUGGCGUAGGAGGGCUGCGAGUCCCGAUGUGGAUCUGGCGCACCAGCAGAGGGCCACAUCGCCACUGGUCGGGCCCGUGAUCACAGCUGAGCCCGAGAUGGAGAGCGAGGACGAGGGGCACGAGGACGACGAAGAGUUCUAUGAUUCCGAAGGCGUGGAUGAGAAUGACGACGUGAGUAGCUUCGGGGGGCCGAGGAGUCGGGUCGAUAGCUUUGAUCUAGACGGAGGGGUCGGUGCGAGGAGUGAGGGGACGAGUGGGCGCAAGGUGCUGCAGAGGCAGGUCAGUGCCACCAGGCCGAGCGAGGAUGAGGCGUAUAAUGACGAAGAGGAGGAGGAAGAAGAGGAGGAGGAAGAGGAUGACGAUCCGCUGCUGGAGACGGGUGAGAUCAGGUUCGAGUGGAAAGGUUAG